AACUAACUGCCUUGUUUCUCCUUAGGCACCUGAAGUCCCCCCUGGAGGCCCUUUCAAUAACCAACUGCCCGCUCUCAGAUUCCAACUGGAAUUAUCUUUCCCGAUGCCCAAACACCAGCCAGCUCAGACGACUGGAUCUAAGGGGUUUCAAACUGACCAGUUUCAGUCCAGAGCCCCUCCAAAUUCUUCUGGAGAUGGUUGCAGCCACCCUGAGGAGCCUGGACUUGGAAGCCUGUGAGAUCACAGACUCCCAGCUCCAAGCCAUCCUGCCUGCCCUGAGCCGCUGCUCCCAGCUCAGGAUCUUGUGCUUUUUGGGGAACCUCAUCUCCAUGUCAGCCCUGAGGGACCUGCUGCUUCACACUGCCAGGVUGAGUCAGUUGAGCAUAGAACUGUACCCUGCCCCUCUGGAGAGCUAUGAUGCCCAGGGUGCCAUCCACCCAUGGAGAUGUUCCCAACUCUGUGCUGAGCUCACAGCAAUACUGAGGGACUUUAGGCAGCCAAACAUCCUUGUGUUCUGUACUGUCUCAUGUCCUCAAUGUGGCCGCAUGUUCCUCUACAACCAGGGCCUCAUUCACUGUUCCUGUCCAACAGCUGCCUAG
Messenger RNA from Urocitellus parryii (Arctic ground squirrel), 599 nucleotides. The record is from RefSeq and is a predicted model, not a curated record. Lineage: Eukaryota; Metazoa; Chordata; Mammalia; Rodentia; Sciuridae.